Molecule: messenger RNA, 2733 nt
Organism: Lasiodiplodia theobromae
Lineage: Eukaryota; Fungi; Ascomycota; Dothideomycetes; Botryosphaeriales; Botryosphaeriaceae
Product: Serine threonine protein kinase
Exons: 2
Coding region: 1-2733 (910 amino acids)
Biological process (GO): intracellular calcium ion homeostasis; calcium ion transmembrane transport
Cellular component (GO): membrane
Molecular function (GO): calcium channel activity; calcium ion binding
Source: RefSeq, a predicted model, not a curated record
AUGUCCACCAAUCCCCCGAAGUCGCCCAGGUCGCCGUCGCUUCGUUUCUCCCGUCAGGGCUUUCACCCGCUGCGCGACAACCCCAACGACAUGCCUCCCAACGACGCUACCAUUGACAUUCCGCUCGAGACGGUCGUGAGCCGCACGCCGUCGACCGGCAUGCGCAGCGGCAGCGUAGCCCCCAUCACCAAGAUGGCCACCCACGAAGAGCCCAACGAGAAGGAAGGUGCUACUCAUCACUACGGCCGCCGCGUCAAGAAGCUCGACAAGGGCGAGCGCACUGGCAAAAUCGGCUAUGAUGGCGAGGAAGACUACAUCAAUCGCGUGGGCAAGAUCUACUUCAAGAUUCUCCACUUCAGCAUCAUCACUCGCUACUUCAUCUACGUUCUGCCGCUUGCCCUGUGCAUUGCGGUGCCCAUCAUUGUCGGUGCCACCGCUGCUCAGGAUGCCAAGAUUGGCGGUGUUCGGAUCGUCUGGUUCUUCACGUGGGUCGAGAUCGUCUGGCUCUCCGUCUGGGUCUCUAAGAUCAUAGCCCACUUCCUUCCCAAGAUUUUCCAGAUCCUGGCCGGUGUCAUCAGCUCUGGUGUCCGCAAGUACUUUUUGGUCCUUCGUGCGCUUGAGAUUCCCAUUUCUCUUGUCGGCUGGGCCGUCACAUCUCUCGCAACUUUCAUUCCUUUGAUGGUCCACAAUCCCGAUAUCCAAGCGAAAGCGCGACAAGAAAAGGCGGAAACCGGCAAAUCUACUGCUGACUCGGUCCAAGAGUGGCAGAAAGUCGUUCGCCAGAUCCUGGCUGCAGCGGUCGUUUCAGCCUGCGUGCUCCUUGUCGAGAAAUUCCUCAUUCAGCUAAUCAGCAUCAACUACCACCGCAAGCAAUUCAACGCAAAGAUCAAGGAGAACAAGCGCCAGACCUUCCUGCUUGGCCUGCUCUACGAUGCUUCCAGAGCUCUUUUCCCGGCCUACUGCCGCGAGUUCCAGGAGGAGGAUUACAUUAUCAACGAUACCCUGAGGCUCAACCUCCCCGGUGCCAAGAAGGGCCACCGACGAUCCGGCUCUGCAACUCCCAUGCGGUUGCUACACGAUGUUGGACGCGUCGGAGACAAGAUCACUUCUGCUUUUGGCAACAUUGCCUCCGAAAUUACGGGCAAGCAGGUCUUCAACCCUGACUCUGCCCACUCGAUUGUUGUCUCAGCCCUUGAGAAGCCCCGUUCGUCAGAGGCCCUUGCCAAGCGUCUGUGGAUGUCGUUUGUUGUCGAAGGCAGAAACGCCCUCUACCACGACGACAUCGUCGAAGUGCUUGGCGCUGGCCGUGAGGCGGAAGCCGAAGAAGCUUUCGCGGCGCUUGACAAUGACGGAAACGGCGACAUCAGCCUUGACGAGAUGAUUCUCCAAGUUACCGAGAUUGGACGCAGUCGCAAGUCUGUCGCCACGAGCAUGCACGAUGUUGACCAGGCCAUCAACGUCCUUGAUGGACUGCUGGCGACCGUCGUCUUCGUCAUUUGCGUCUUCGUCUUCAUCGCUUUCUUGAACUCCAGCUUCGUCACCACCCUCGCAACUGCUGGAACGGCUCUCCUUUCUCUUUCUUUCGUCUUCUCGGUUACUUGCCAGGAGGUCCUCGGUUCUUGCAUUUUCCUGUUCGUGAAGCAUCCUUUCGAUGUUGGCGACAGAGUCGAUCUCAGCAGUGGCGUUGACCAGCUCACCGUUGAGCACAUCUCUCUCCUAUUCACCGUUUUCAAGCGGGUGACCAACGGUCGUACCGUCCAGAUCCCCAACAUUGUUCUUAACAGUUUGUGGAUCGAGAACACAACCAGGUCCUUGGCCAUGAGCGAGCGGAUCCCCAUCUAUGUUGCUUUCGGUACUUCGUUCGAGGACAUCACUGCUCUGAAGGACGAGAUGCAGAAGUUCGUUCGCGACAAGGAGAACGCUCGCGACUUCUACCCUGACAUUGACAUCGAUGUUAGGGGUAUUGCUGAGCUCAACAAAUUGGAAUUGCAGAUUGAGUGUCGCCACAAGAGCAACUGGGGCAACGAGGCCUUGUCAGCUUCGCGUCGCAACCGAUUCAUGUGCGCUCUGGUCCAGGCGCUCCGCAAGAUCCCGAUUGAUCCGCCGGGCGGCAACGACGCUGCUCUUGGCUCUGCUGACCAGCCUUCUUUCUCCGUUGCUAUUUCUCCCUCCGAGGCUUUGGAGCGCCGCCAAGCCUUCCUUGAUGGCAGGGAAAAGGCUCGCCUCUACCCGUCUAAGAAGGAGGAACCUGCUGCUGCCACGUCUUCUGGAGUGGACUACGUGGGCUCUGAGAUGCAUUCGGAGAACCAGGCCAUCAACACUUUGACGGCUCGUCCCAUUGGAUCCGAUCCUUACCGUGACGGCGCAUUCGCCGAUCGGGCUGAUCAGGCCGACAUCAACCGGACCGGCUCGAUCGUACGGUCCAGCAUGGAUGCCCAGGAUGCGGAAGACGUACGCAGCAACCUGAAACGCGAGAGCACUAGGGGCAAGCGCAAGGCUGGUCCGACCAGUCCUUCUGCGAUCACUGUCUCAGGCCCUGGCGGCGAGAACAGCGAGUACUAUGAUUACGGCAGCCCCGUGAGCCCGCAGCAGAGCCAAGCCUCGUACAGAUCGCAGCAGCAGAGCACGGCUUACUAUUCUCUUCAGCAGCAGCAGCACCAGCAACUGCAGCAGCAACGAAGCCAGCAGUCCCUUGGACGGAGACCUAGCAACACCUAUGCGGACUCACCUUAA